AUGUCGUUCGGAGACCGUCAUGUCAAGUUUGCGCUUUUUGGCCUCGGUCGCCUGGGAGUUCUGCGCGCGCGCAUCCUUGCCUUCCAGCAGCCCCGCAUUAAACUCGUCGCAGUCUGCGAUACAAAGCCAGGAACUGAUACAUGGGCCGCAGAAAACCUGCCUCUAUCUGUUCAAUAUUUCUCAGACCCCCAAGAAUGUUUGAAAAACAGCGGUGCUGAAGCCGUCCUCAUUUGCACUGCGACGGCUACACACGCGCCCUUGAUCCUACAGGCCCUUGAUUUGGGCUUGCAUGUCAUGUGUGAGAAGCCUGUUUCAGUGGAUAUCGCAACUACUCAGGCGGUAGUUGAGAGGUCUGCUUCUAAGCCUCAUCUCAAGUUCCUUGUUCCCUUUACUCGCCGAUAUGAUAAGAACUACCGCACCGCGAGGGCCUUGAUCGACAACGGAACACUGGGUGAAAUCCAUGCCGUUGAAACGACUGGUAUCGAUCAACAAGACCCCAAUGCCUUCUUCGUUUCCUUCUCUGAGCAAUCAGGCGGUAUUUUCCUUGAUUUUGGUAUCCACACUGUCGACGCCGGGCGAUACCUAUUGGAUGUUAAGUCGGGCCUCACCAAUACCAAGAAGCAAGUCAACAGAGUCAUUGCUUUCGGUCAGCUGGCUGUCUACAGUGACUUGGCAAAGUAUGGUGACUGUGAUAACGCUUGGGGACUGGUAGAAUUUGCCAAUGGCAAAAUCUUUAAGACUUAUCUCGGACGCACACUCACCAGUGGCUUCGAAGAUACAACCCGAUUGUGCGGCACCAAGGGACAUUCCAUCAUCUCUGCCAAUUCGAAUGUCGAGAUCCGUGACCACAUUGGUAUCCGCACUCAAUCUGUGCCUGAUGCGUUUACUCUCUUCGAUGAAACCUUCUUGGCUGACCUUGCUGAGUUUGCCGAUGCGGUGCUUGACGAUAAGCCUUUGACAUGUCAACCAGAGGAUGCGUUCGAGGCGGGGAAGAUCUGUGCUGCUCUUCAGUACUCCUUUCGCAAGGGUGUUCCUGUAUACUUCGACGACAAUGGUUUACCCAUUAUGGAGUCCAAAUGA
This is a messenger RNA of Penicillium angulare, 1080 nucleotides long. RefSeq names its product putative NAD binding Rossmann fold oxidoreductase. The transcript is spliced from 3 exons. The coding region runs from base 1 to 1080 and encodes 359 amino acids. NCBI's taxonomy places the organism in Eukaryota, Fungi, Ascomycota, Eurotiomycetes, Eurotiales, Aspergillaceae. Gene Ontology annotation, molecular function: oxidoreductase activity; nucleotide binding. The record is from RefSeq and is a predicted model, not a curated record. Gene Ontology annotation, cellular component: cytoplasm. Gene Ontology annotation, biological process: NADPH regeneration.